AUGACUCACGGUUCGCGACCUAGAAGUACGCUUCUGCGCGAGCGGAAGCGUCCUUUGCAGCCCUCAAGACAGCCCUCGCGUUCACAGCAGCCUGUCCCUCCUGCGAACCCACAACGGAAUCAAUGGCAACAGAUACCGCAGGUUCUACAGCACCCAUCCACAAUUUUGUGUCCGUGGAGACUGUGGGAGUCGGUGGCUGUGAACGUCUUCAACAUACCGAGGGAAGCGGACACAUACUGUCUUUGGCAAGCGUUCAGCAAAGAGGGACAUGUGUUUUCGAUAGACAUCUUUGAAGACUUUCAUGGAAAUAGAGAAUCCAGGGGAAAGAUUCGCUUCAAACCACCCCCUCAGAAAGAUUUCUGGUGCCAUGGAACGUAUCCCAUCACACUCUCAGAUGGGAAGACCGCAUUCGUCUCAAUUAGCCUCGGCCCCAAGCGGCCAGAUGUUCAGAUUCAAAGUCCUGUUCGUCCUAAUACGAUGUAUCCUGCUGAGAUGAAACUACCUAUAGCAUCAAUGGACAUAGGCGUUCUCGUCAGCGAGACAUCCAUGCUUCCAAUGCGUACCGUCGGAAAUGCAAGAAAUGAGCGGGCUCUUUUGGUCAUUGACCUGAAGCGUAGAGACCUCUUCGUUCACUUCCAGUUGCCCAUCUUCAACAACAAGCCAAAAUCAGCUUCAACAGGCGAGACUUACAACCAGUAUCGCCUCAGGAUUCCAUUCGUGCAACUCGUGAACAUGUACCAAAUGCAGGACCGGAAAUCGGGUAAAGUCUCACAUCUGACAUUCUUGGAUUCGCCUGCCAUCUAUCAUCGACGUAUUCAAGAAACCUGGGUCACUUUCAAUGAUGACAUAUCUUGGAGAGAAUCAGAUUCUUGGUAUCGGCAGACUUCCGUGGUGCACAACCCAGACGAGCUAUCUACUCUACCCGUGAGCUUAAAGCGGUCGAAACCAGUGAUCGAUAUUGGCCGCUGGAACACGUUCAGAAUAACAUAUCCCGAAACUCUCAGCAAGAAGGAUGAGGAAAGAUUUGAAUUGUUCUGCAACAUGUUGAAAGACUACAAUAUCGCCAUUGAGAAUACUACCCGGUUCUCAGUAUUGGACCAGAUGCAGGAAAGACCUCCACCAAUUUGGAGAUGGAUUGACUUCGCAGACUUACAAGCCUCCAAGAAGAUAGUAUCUUCCGUGGAAGAAUUAGGAGACGAAUCUUAUGUUCAUCUGCCUUUCCCUGUGCGGUACCAGCUCGAGGUCUGUCUAUCCCACAAUUACCUUUCUGAGUUUACCAUGACCCGCGAAUUCGCGGUCAAAUUGCUCGAGCUAGGGGAAUCCGAAGCGGUUAAGCUUCUGGAAUAUGUGGCUACCAAGAAAGAAGUCUAUCAUGACCCGAUGAAAAUCUUCGAUCUCAAGUUCGUCAAAGGUUCAACUCGGGCUAAGAUACCCUCUUACUGUUGCUACAUGCGCUCAGCCAGAAUUACACCUACCACAAUCUACUAUAAUACUCCAGCUGUUGAUAUCUCGAAUCGUGUGAUCCGGUAUUAUAUCGAGUACGCUGAUCGCUUUCUUCGUGUUCGAUUCACGGACGAAAAGCUACUCGGCCGCAUCAAUUCAACCGUUGACAACACAAUGGACGAGGUGUUUACUCGCAUUAAGAGAGCAUUGGCGAAUGGUAUCGUAAUUGGCGACAGGCGCUAUGAGUUUCUGGCUUUCGGUAACUCGCAGUUUCGAGAGCAUGGAGCAUAUUUCUUUGCUCCUCUGCCCAACUUGACGGCUGCGAAUAUCCGAGCCUGGAUGGGCACAUUCAACGACAUACGCAACGUUGCUAAGCAUGCUGCAAGGCUGGGGCAGUGCUUCUCAACCACCCGAGCUAUAGCUGGCUGCCCGGUACAGAUCCGUUUGAUAGAUGACGUUGUCCGAAACGGAUACACCUUUUCAGACGGUGUGGGACGAAUUUCAAAGUUCCUGGCGCAGAUGGCAACUUCAGAGCUCAAGAUCAAAACACCAAGUGACGACCCACCGUCGGCGUUCCAGUUUCGUCUGGGAGGCUGCAAAGGAAUGCUAACAGUUUCUCCCGAGGCCCAACGUCAAGAGGUGCACAUCCGCAAGAGUCAAUACAAAUUUGCAGCGGUUCACAACGGCUUGGAGAUUAUCCGCUGGUCUCAGUUCUCCAUGGCAACUCUGAAUCGACAGUUGAUUAUCGUUCUUUCCUCUCUAGGCAUUCAGGAUCGAAUCUUUCAUGAGAAGCUCAGAGCAAUGCUACAUAGUCUGAACGAAGCAAUGGAGAGCGAUUCUCAGGCUCUGUGCUGGUUGAAGAAGUAUGUGGACCCCAAUCAGAUGACACUUGUUGUCAGUCAGAUGGUCCUCGAUGGAUUUAGGAGUUCCAGAGAACCGUUCGUCACGUCCACAAUGAGGCUCUGGAAGGCCUGGCAUCUCAAGGGCUACUCUGAAAGGGUCCCUGCCAAGGGCGCAUCUGAUGAAGAGAAGCUAGCCGCGUUACCCGAGAUCUUCGUCCAGGUUCAUCGCCCUGACACUGGGAAGUGCGAAGUCAUUGAGGGAGUCUGUAUCCUUGCUCGCAACCCGUCUCUACAUCCUGGUGACAUCCGGGUAGUUAGAGCCGUCAAUGUUCCUCAAUUGAGUCAUUUGAAGGAUGUCGUCGUCUUCCCACAGAUCGGGGAUAGAGACAUUCCCAGCAUGUGCUCCGGUGGAGAUCUAGACGGGGAUGAUUACCUUGUGAUUUGGGAUCAAGAUCUUGUUCCCGAAGAUUGGUUCCGCAAGCCUAUGAAGUACACAAGCGACAAAGCCCAAGAUCUCGAUCAGGAUGUCACGGUGAACCACAUCACCUCUUUCUUCGUCUUAUACAUGAAGAACGAUUUCCUUCCUAGGAUCGCCCACGCUCAUCUUGCCUGGGCAGAUCGUCUCGAGGACGGUGUCAACGAAGAAAAGUGCAUACGACUAGCCCAGCUUCACUCCGACGCGGUCGACUACAACAAAACGGGCAAGCCAGCGAACAUGACACGCAACCUUCAGCCAAAGAUGUGGCCUCACUUCAUGGAGAAGAAGCACAAGCCAAAGGAAAGGAUCUAUAAGUCCAAUAAGAUCCUCGGGCAACUCUACGACGCCGUGGAGCGUAUCGACUUUGUUCCUAGCCUUGAAAUGCCCUUUGACGAACGAAUCUUGGCAUGCAGCCUGGGAGUCAGCGAUGAUCUUAUGCAAUUUGCUCGGGACCUCAAGGCUGACUACGACGCAGCCAUGCAUCGUAUCAUGGCGCAGCAUGAGAUCAAAACGGAGUUCGAGGUUUGGUCUACCUUUGUGCUAAGUCACAGCAAUAUGAGCAAGGACUACAAGUUUCAUGAAGAGUUGGGACUGAUAUCAUCGUCCCUCCGCGACAUGUACCGGAAGAAGUGCUAUGGGAAAGUCGGCGGUCGCAGCUUUGAGCUGCUUGCUCCUCUGGCAGUUGCAAUGUAUCGUGUCACCCACGAGGAAAUGACUUCUGCGCUUGAAAAGUAUCGCGCUGAAAAUCCUCCCGACGGAAAGCUUUUCCGUAAGCCGACACCUAAACUCGAUCAGCUGCCUUUUAUCAGCUUCCCUUGGAUUCUGCACAAUAUCCUGGGUAAGAUUGCCUUAGGUCACUAUGAAGAACCUCAGUCAGAUCCAGCACCCACUGUGCGCGCACUUACAACCGCAAGCGUGGAUCCUCUCGAUCCUGUCCCUGGUCAAGUCGUUUCUGUCCACGAAGAAAACCGCAACGGGACCGAGCGCACGCAAGACUCUCUCAAGAGCAUCUACGAGGAUCCCUUUGGUCUCUUCGAGGGCGAUCAGGAACCCAGACGGUCAUCACAGCCAAGUAGAGAGGCAGAGAUAUCCGCAACUCAGAAUAGACGCGAGAGCAUCCUAUCUCUCGACCAGCUGCUUGAUUUCGGGCUUGUAGAACUCGGCUUCCCCCUUCCCUCCGACCAGUUGCAUUCGAGUGCGCCAGCCACGGAUGCCUCCAGCUUGUUGGAACUCAAUGACAACCCGGCACUCAACAAUCCCGCUGAGGUUAAGGGAGCGGAAACUGAUUCGGAGAGACAGACGAGCGCGGUCAGCGGCAGCACGAGCAUCAAGGGCAGAUGCAUUGACAUCGUGGAGGAAGACGACGACGUCAAGCCAUCUGCGCUCGACAUGCUCUACCAGAUAUUGGACAGUUAGUACGACCGUGAGGCCCGUCCGCGAGCAAUUUUGGUGUCACUUAGCCUAGACGCUUUGGUCCGCUCUCCGGGCCUCAUCGUCGAGAUACUACUUACUUUGUUGCCAUCAAUCAGCUCCUAUAGUGCCAGCGUUUUCUGCUU
Molecule: messenger RNA, 4319 nt
Organism: Aspergillus novofumigatus IBT 16806
Lineage: Eukaryota; Fungi; Ascomycota; Eurotiomycetes; Eurotiales; Aspergillaceae
Product: RNA dependent RNA polymerase
Exons: 5
Coding region: 1-4179 (1392 amino acids)
Biological process (GO): siRNA processing
Cellular component (GO): nuclear RNA-directed RNA polymerase complex
Molecular function (GO): RNA-directed RNA polymerase activity
Source: RefSeq, a predicted model, not a curated record